Corylus avellana is the source of this 2772-nucleotide messenger RNA. The record is from RefSeq and is a predicted model, not a curated record. NCBI's taxonomy places the organism in Eukaryota, Viridiplantae, Streptophyta, Magnoliopsida, Fagales, Betulaceae.
UUCUAAGCUACAAAUCCUUCUCCCACGUUUGCGACACUUUUUCCUUAUUUUCUGGUAAUCCGAAACAAGACUGAUAGCACUCUGAGCCUAACACCGCAGUCCCAAACUUUGAGCGACGAAAGCUUUCAGUCUUUCACACAUUGUUAGAGACAAAGAGACAGCGUGGAUCGUUCGGGGAAGCCAAAGAAGUAAAAAGGAAAAGAAGGGGAGAAAAAUCUUCAAGGAAAAAAAUUGAACAUGGUUAGAAGGAAAGAUUCAUUUUGGGAGUAUGCGGAGGAAUUGGAAAAUGGUUUUAUUUGUAAGUUUUGUGAAAAAGGUUUUGAUGGGGGUAUUUCAGCAAUUAAAUCACAUUUGUCUGGGGUUGUUGACCUUGAAGCAAUCCAGUUAGAAGCAAAACAAGCACUACUAGUGAUUGACACCCCCACUAAGGGAUCUAAAAAUGUGCCAGCGUCAAGUAAUGUUCUAGAGUGUGAAAGUUUUUCAAGUUCCUCAUCAUCACAUAUGCCAAAUCUAUGUAAGGGGCAAGAUAUGAGUAUUUCAAGAACUAAAUCAUAUUUGUCUGGGGUUAGUGACAGUGACAGUGACAUUGAGAUUCAAAUUUGUCUACAAGUACCUGAAGCCGUUCAGUUAGAAGCAAAACAAGCAAUUGACAAUCCCACUAAGAGAGCUAAAAAUGUGGCAGCGUCAAGUAAUGUUCUAGAGUGUGAAAGUGUUUCAAGUUCCUCAUUGUUUCAUAUGCGAAAUCUUUGUACGGGACAAGAUAGGAGUAUGGUGGAUAAACAACUUGCUAAGUUCAUCAUGUCAUUGGGAAUUUGUUUGGAUGCCAUCCAAUCGCCCCUUUUCAAGGACUUUGUGAAUGGCGUUGCUGAACAUGGUCCUAGUUAUGAAUUACCAAGUUCUCUAACUCUCAAAUCCCAGUUGAUUCCAGAUAUCAAGAAAGAAGUUGAGGAAUAUGUUAGCAAUGUCAUAAAAUAUUCAGUUAAAACAGGUUGUACCUUGAUGUACAAUAUAUGGACUAGGAAAUCGUCCAAUACGCCAAUUUUCAUCUUCGUGGGUAUCUUUGCAUAUACACCAAUAGGAGUGGCAUGCAUGGAUCCACCCGAUAUAAUGCCCCUAGACAUUCGUUAUUUUGAAAAAACUGUGUCUUCCAUCAUGGAGUUAAUUGGGCCUACAAAUGUUGUACAACUUGUCAUUAAUAAUGAUAAUUAUGAUGAUGGUGGUACCGAGCAUAACAUUGAUAAUGACAGUCAUGGCAACAGUGAGAAGGUAAGUGAGACUAAGGAUAUGCUUUCUAGAAAGUAUCAUUGGAUUUACCAGACCCCGUGUGCUUGUCGGAUUGGAUUACUCUUGAGAAAAAUAUAUAAUGUUCCUUUUAUAUAUAAUACAAUUGAAGUAGUGAAGUGGAUAGUUCUAUAUAUGUACAAGAAUAAAGUUAAUGUGUCUUUAAGAAGAGUACACAAAAAGAAAGAUGUUAUUGCUUCCCAUUUUGUCCUGCUCACAUCACUUUUAGAAGCUGAAAGUGUAUUGCAACCUUUAGAGGUAUCUAUUUUAACAUUGUGUAGUGGUUGGGGGAAGCAAAUUAGUGGCUAGGAGCUGGCAGAAAUUUUAAGAGGUGCAGAAUUUAUUGAUUAUGCUAUUUGUUGCAAAGAAUUUUGGAGGUGAGGGAAAAUUGUAGCACAAGUUAUGAAGCCACUAUUUCAAGCUCUUUCUUUGGUUCAUUGUGAUGGCCCAACAUCAGGAUACUUAUAUGAGAUGCAGUUAAGCAAUGUUGCGACAACAAUCAUGUCCUUUAUGAUGUCAUAUGCAACAUUUUAAGUGAAGUUCGAGAUGAUAUUAUUCAUCUAAUACAUGCAGCUGCUGCCUUUUUAAAUCCUAUUUACGUGUGGAGUGAGAAAUUUAAGGAGAAUGUUGAAAUGAUGGAUGGUGUAAGCUAUAUUUUGGAAAAUUUGGUUGCAGUGGAAGAGAAGGAAGCUUUCAUGAACCAAGUACAACUGUACCUACCGCAUGAAAGACUCAAACCUGUUCACAGUUGAAGCCAUGAUGAUGCUAGAAACAUCCCAUCCUCAUGAGUUCAGUUAACUCUGUUUCUUUACUUGGUAAAAACUUAUAUAUUUAUGUUAUUAUCUUGAAUUGUGCAGGAGUAUGGUGGGAAUCUUGUGGCAAUCAUCUCCCUGUAUUACAAAAAUAUGACAUUCGGAUCUUGAGUCAACCUUGUAGUUCAUUAUGCAAGCGAUAUGAGAUGCCGCAGAGUUACUUGGAUGAUCAUGCAUUUAGCGUGAAUACAAUGAUGAUGAAAAGGUAUAAAUCCGUAGAAACACAAAUGACAAAGCCAAUCAUUCUUGACAAACUUGGUGAAGUUUCUGAUGAUGAUUGGGAUGAUUGGGAUGAUUGGGAUGGAGAUUAUGAAGAGUCAUUUAAUGAUUUGACUAAAUGUUUUGACGAUGACAUAGUAAAGGAUCCAACUGGUUUGUGGUUGGAUAGGUGGCCCAGGAAUGGAAUGGAAUCACAAAUAUAUAUAUAUAUAUAUAUAUAUAUAUAUAUAUAUAUAUGUAUCCUUUUUGUUUGUAGGAAUCAGUCGUUUCAUGAUUUGCUAGUUUUGCAUUUUCUAUUAUGUUUUGUAUAGCUUAUAAUUUACUAGGUUUGUUGUGAGCGUGUUUUUUGGCACUGCAAAUACAGUUGAAAGUUUUUCAGCAUUAACAAACUGUCUUAUAUUUUCUUAGCAUAGUUUUGUAAGUUAAUGCUCUUUAUGAAAACAAGAUUAUUUGAAUUUGU